UCUCUCUCUCUCUCUCUCUCCAGACCUCACCAAAUCACCCGUCACCAUGUCUUUCCACCACUCUGCCCGCAACUGGCGCGUCCGUGUCGACAACGGCGAAACCCUGUUCAGAUGUGAGGUCCGCGAUCGUAACGGCGACUGGCACGAGCGGACAAUCCGUCUAGACGACCACAUCGGCAACACUGAUGGCUGGUUCAUCUGGGGCGGAAACGGCUUCACCAACACCGCCAGAAACAUCCGUCUCGAAGAUACUGAGUGGGGCCCCAAGCUCGUCGCCGUGAUGUCCACCAACGAUGGCGGUGACCGUGGUGAUCAGGGUCUGCUCCUGGGCGAUAGAAUCGAGAACAACGAUGGACAGCUGCACUUCAGGGCAUGAGCUUGAGCUGAGCUAUCUCUGCGAAUUUUUAUCUUAGAUUCAAUAUGAUAACCCCCUUUUUCCUUGUUCAAUCUGUUGAGGAUUCGUUGUAGAUGGGUGCUAGUCUAUGGUAAAUUCUCUUUCGUAGAGUGAAAUCCAAAGUUCAUAAUCGAGUGAGUGGUGGGAACAAUAUACUAUAUGCUAAGCCGCAGACAUGGGACAGGUAAACAGCCAAUUGUGAUCUGACAUGUAAAGCCUCAGAUGUAAAGUGGCUCUGCCAAUACCUCGCUUGGCCCAUAUACUCAUCCAUUCUUUGGCAGCAAGUGUUCCCAGGAGGCCCGAAUCCAACAGAAAGGUGCACUGAUUGAGU
This is a messenger RNA of Aspergillus alliaceus, 725 nucleotides long. Its product is annotated as CVNH domain-containing protein. The coding region runs from base 47 to 376 and encodes 109 amino acids. The record is from RefSeq and is a predicted model, not a curated record. Lineage: Eukaryota; Fungi; Ascomycota; Eurotiomycetes; Eurotiales; Aspergillaceae. The transcript has 3 exons.